Molecule: messenger RNA, 1900 nt
Organism: Ostrea edulis (European flat oyster)
Lineage: Eukaryota; Metazoa; Mollusca; Bivalvia; Ostreida; Ostreidae
Product: tubulin-specific chaperone A-like
Exons: 3
Coding region: 112-711 (199 amino acids)
Biological process (GO): tubulin complex assembly; post-chaperonin tubulin folding pathway
Cellular component (GO): microtubule cytoskeleton; cytosol
Molecular function (GO): beta-tubulin binding
Source: RefSeq, a predicted model, not a curated record
UAUUGUUCAAAUUAACCAACAAGAACAAAUUUCCAGUUGUAGGAGAGUCGGCGUGUGUAACUGUAAGCAACAGUUUUGUAUUUGGUACACAGAGGAAAGUUGACAAUAAGAAUGGCUGACCCAAGAAUUAAGCAGAUUAAAAUCAAAACAGGUGUUGUUAAAAGAUUGACAAAAGAAAAGGUUUCUUAUGAGGAGGAAGCUUUAAAAACUGAAGAAAAGGUAGAAAAGAUGAAAUCUGAGAAUAAAGAUGAAUAUGAAAUUAAGAAAAUGAUUGAAGUUCUACAAGAAUCAAAGAUGAUGGUACCGGACACCCUUAAGAGGCUUAAAGCUGGUUAUGCAGAUUUAGAAAACUUACUGGUUUGUAUGAUUUGUGUUACAGUGGUGUAUAUUUCACAGCAUUGUCCCUAUCACAAGCAUUAUUGUAAUUCACAGUGUAUACCAUUAGUCAAUUUUCACAAGAAAGUGCCACAUAUCGUGACAUACAAGAUAAUGUGUAAUCUAAGUUUAAUUGUCCCCUGCCACAAUGUUGAAGGGGACAUAGAAAUACCAGUGUCCAUCUGUCUGUCCCUCCCACUUGCCUUUGUGGACGAAACUCCUCAGAAACCGCUAGAUGGAUUUUGUUCAAAUUUUGUUGGAUUGUUAGUCACGAUAUUAUGUAGUUGGUCAUAUUGCGUCGUCAUUUUGAUUUGUAAAAUUGUACAGGAGUUAUAGGACUUUGUUGAAUUUGUGUAUGCAACUCUCUAAGACCGCUCAACGGAUUUUGUUCAAAUUUUGUAGGAUUGUUAGACACCAUAUGUAGUUGAUCAUAAUUGUGCCACCAUUUUAAUUUGACAAAAUUUUAGAGAAGUUAUGGGACUUUGUUGAAUUCAAGGUGUGAAACAUGUACUACGAAUGUGAAAAGAAGACAGAGUGAAUUAAAUACAUGUGGAAAAAAAUAAUUUAUUUUGAUUAUUGUAUGUGGAAUUUCUAUAUUAAUUUGAAAUUAAGUAAAACUUUUUAAUAGCAUAUAAAGUUCUUUAUGAGUCAAAAUUCAACAGACAUAAGACAACAGUUUUCCUUUGUGGUUUAUGGUUUGUACAUUUUAUCCUGUUUCAAAAUAAUUAUGAAGUUUAUGAUGAUGACAAAAAUAAUUUAGUGUUUCCCAGACGGUGCACAUAAAUAAUAUUACAAUACUAUUAGACUCUCAGUCCUUCUAAUUAAAAGCAGAUCCUCUGAUCUCACCCCAAUCUAAUUGAAAUUAGAUCCUUUGAUCUGCUCACUUACGAUCGAUCCAUGUCAAAUGAUGUAAUUUUUAUGAGAUGAACUCACUCUUUCCUGUAUUGAUGGAUUGGUGUAUUAUAAGUCUGCCAUGAAGUUGUACAUGCAAUUCAUCCUAUCUCAUUCAGUGAAAUCUCAGUCUCAUUCAGUGAAAUCUCGGGUCUCGUGGUCAUUUUAAUUUGUAAAUUAAGCUUUCUCCACUUUAUACAUAGCAAGAUAAGAUUUUAUACCUGUACAUGUUGUGUAUGCAGUAUUCUGUAUUUUCCAACCUCCUCUCUAUGAUGUAUGACUAUAUAUUUAUAAGAAUAAAGCAUUGCUUGAUAGAUUAUACAUGUACCUUUGUAUACAACAAGCGAGUCAUACUAUUUGAUUUGACUGUGAUUUAAGGCUUUUCCUCCACUUUAUACAUAUUAAUAUAGAAUUUUAUACCUGUACAUGUUGUGUAUGCAGCAUUCUUUAUUUUCCAACCUCCUCUCUGUAAUGUACGACUGUAUAUUUAUGACAGUAAACAUUGAUUGAUUGUGAGGUAUAUUGAUGUCAAUGGGGACAAGGGGACUAUAUUCAGUAGCUGCCAUUUUUUUUUUAGAAUCUUGAUCCAAUCUGACACCUUGUACGUUCAGUUUCAGAUCUAAUACUGUACCAA